ACCCGCCAAAUCAAGCGACGAGAUUCUACCAAAAAUCUCAAACAAUUUAGAUAAUAGCAGAGUGAUUAAGCGAGAGAAGAGAGCCGACCAUGGCAAUUAUACUCGUUGAAUUAUCACCAAAACCACCUCCUGUCCUCUUCGCUCCAUCCACUACCAACUUUCAUCUCGCUCCGAUCAUUCCAUUCGCCAAAUCAAGAUUACACCGACAUCCUACAUAUAAAUUUCCCAAAAUACCAUUGUCGUCGUCAUUUAGAAAUGGAGGCAACACUCCUUCUCCGUCUCCGUCUGAAACCGAUUGCCCUGUUCCACUUGACCAGCAGCCCAUAAACGAAUUCCAGAAUCUCUCCACCUCUUUCCCCUUUUCUUGGGCUUCUGGCGAUAUUGUUGAGUACUUUUCUCGGUUGUUCGUUACCGGCGCUUCUUUCGCUUUCCUUAUUGGAUUGCCCGUUGCCUGGUUUGGUUCGGUGAGGCCAGAAACGGAGCCAUUGAAACCAAUUCUUGCAGGUCUAUCAAGUGGAAUACUCGUGGUUAGUCUUGCUGUAGUGAGGAUGUAUUUGGGUUGGGCUUACGUCGGGAAUCGACUGCUCAGUGCUACCGUUGAAUAUGAAGAGACAGGGUGGUAUGAUGGUCAGAUAUGGGUGAAGACUGCUGAAGUUUUAGCACGAGAUCGUCUUCUUGGUUCAUUUUCAGUUAAGCCCGUACUGAGCAGAUUAAAGUACACGCUUCUUACUCUUGCAACAUCAUUAUUAGUAUGUGUUCUUCUCUUCAUCAAUGUUGAUGGAGCCCAAAAGGGUUCACAACUAACAUCCGAAGCAGCCAUGGAUAGAGCCAUUCCUGGAGCGUACAAUGAUGAGUCAGCCAGAUCAUUUGAGCCAGAUGCAUUUUGCGGUGAGCCUGGUCUUUCCUAGUUGCAGAAAAUUAAGCAGUUGUUAAGAAUUUGUUUUGAAAAAGUAUAGAUUCAGGAUCAUAUUCUAUUUCUGUAUAGUUGUGUAUGUGCUUCUAUUGUAUAACUAUGACGUAUUUUUACUACUGGUGAACAAAAAUUAUGAACGAUCUGCAAGUGCAAUAACAUAGUAUUAUUGUUUUGUUGGGUUAA
Messenger RNA from Jatropha curcas, 1096 nucleotides. Its product is annotated as YCF36, putative (DUF1230). The record is from RefSeq and is a predicted model, not a curated record. Lineage: Eukaryota; Viridiplantae; Streptophyta; Magnoliopsida; Malpighiales; Euphorbiaceae.